Messenger RNA from Drosophila guanche, 2211 nucleotides. It is a transcript of the gene Mapmodulin, whose product is annotated as acidic leucine-rich nuclear phosphoprotein 32 family member A. Gene Ontology annotation, molecular function: histone binding. The transcript has 7 exons. Gene Ontology annotation, cellular component: nucleus. The record is from RefSeq and is a predicted model, not a curated record. The coding region runs from base 470 to 1249 and encodes 259 amino acids. Lineage: Eukaryota; Metazoa; Arthropoda; Insecta; Diptera; Drosophilidae.
GCAUCAGACGGUAUAUUUUCUUGACAAAUCCACGGGUCACACUAUCCCUAGCGUGUGUUGCUUCUUGGUUGAAAAAUAUAAUUAAAAAUUUAUUCUAACUACUGGGAUAUUCUGCAACACGAGGCCCAAGCACCAAACACCAACACCAGCACAUAUACAGAGUCGCGCGGCAGCGGUGGCGGCAUCAAAAAUACCGAAGAAGCACAAAAAAGAAAAAUUUGCAAGGUGUGUGUGUGUGUGUUUGUGUGACGUCGAGGACCGAAUCGAGUCUUUGCCUUGGUGCGUGCGCUCUAGUAGGGACACACACUGUGCGAGUAUUAGUGUAUCCUUUGGCAUUUCUGAGAGCUUGGUUGGAGUGACACGAGCGCGAGCAGAGCGAAAAGCGUACGCUUCCACCAAAAAACAAUAAACAAGUGCAGCGUAAAGCGGCGUGAAGCAGGAAACCCCAAUAGCCAAGCCGCACUCUGCAAUGGAGAAGAGAAUAGAGCUGGAGCGGCGAGCACGGAAGGCGAACCAGAUCACAGAGCUGAACCUGGACAACUGCCGCAGUACAAGCAUUGUUGGCUUUACAGAUGAGUACACCGCCUUAGAAUCACUGAGUUUGAUCAACGUGGGUCUCACCACACUGAAAGGUUUCCCCAAAUUGCCCAAUCUGAAGAAGCUGGAACUAUCCGACAAUAGGAUUUCAAGCGGCCUCAACUAUCUGACCACCAGCCCCAAACUUCAGUAUCUGAAUUUGUCUGGGAAUAAAAUAAAGGACCUGGAAACAUUAAAGCCCUUGCAGGAGUUCAAAAACCUAGAGGUACUGGAUCUGUUUAACAAUGAUGCCACUUGGGUGGCUAACUAUCGGGAGAAGAUAUUUAAGAUGUUGCCAUCAUUGAACUUUUUGGAUGGUUUCGAUUGUAAUGAAGAGGAGGCGCAGUCGGAGGGAGACGACGAUGAAGAGGUCAACGGCAAUGAUUCCGAGGAAGAAGCAAUUUUAAAUCUGGCCAAUGCAACAUAUUUUGAUGACGAGGAGGAUGGCGACAGCGAUGACACUGAUGAGGAUGGGGACAAUGGCGAGGUCUCUCUGUCGGAGGUGUACAAUGAUGACUUGGAAGAGGACAAUUCCGACUGGGAGGAGGGCGAGGGUGGAGGCGACGAUGACGAGGAGGACUCUGACAUCGACGAUGCCGAUGGCGAGGCAAAUGAAUCGACCGCCUCACUGAAUGCCUCCAAGAAGGAACCCGAAAACAACACAGGUAAGUGACAGAUGAGUCGGAAGCCAGGGGCAAGAAGAGAAAGCACGACGGCUAAGCUCUUGCUUGAUCUACCGCUGUAUCAUCUUUGGACGUUUUAAAUUUAAAUAUACACACACCGACACUGACAUAUAUACACACGGCAACACACAUCAUGUUUUGAUAGAAAAAAGAUGACUAAACACAGUUAGGACCCCCCACAUUUGUUUCUUUAAAAUGUAAGCUAACAAGAUCGAAAACUGACACAAAACAAACACAGAAGAAUAAUGAAAUGGAGAACGUACUAAUCAAAAAACAAAUUAAGAGAUAAAUUUAAGCGAACACUUGGAAGUGCUGAGUGGAAACCAGCAACAAACAAACAAACAAGCACACACACACACACACACACACAUUACAUUAUUAUAGCCUCAUCCGAAGCGAAGCCUGGUUCCAGCUCCAGUUAAGUAAAAUUCGUCAAAUGGAAAAUUGCUUGGAGAAAUUGUAAAAUUGCCUAGCAUUAAGUUGCAAAAUGUAUAACUAUGAACUAUGUACAAUUUGUCGGAUCGAGUCGAGUCGAUCCUCUCCCAUCUAGCGUUUCAACAAACACAAAGCAAAAACCCAAUUCCAUGCAUUAUCUAAACAAUUAUGACGUGUUUUUUUUUUAUUAUUUGCUUUUCCAAUGUUUUGCAGUCUACCCAUUUACUGCUAAUAACUUUUAACUAACUCUUAAGUCAUUCCUUCUUUGAAUGUGGAUAAGUUAAGCGAUAUCUACUUUCCCUUCCCGAUUCGCGGAUGAGCGAACGCAAGUCCGACCCACAUUUUAGAGCAUUUUCAUUGUUAUCCAUCUCUUACAUUACCCUUACCCCAUAUGUAUCCAUAAUUAUAUAUCUCUCUAUACACGCCCGCCACACGUAAAACUAAAGGCAUGUGUUUUAGGACGGGACGGAACUUUCUUUUAAAUAAACACGUACGAGUAUGCAACAAUUACAAUUAA